Messenger RNA from Neospora caninum, 15969 nucleotides. RefSeq lists its product as hypothetical. The transcript has a single exon. The record is from RefSeq and is a predicted model, not a curated record. Bases 1 to 15969 code for a protein of 5322 amino acids. NCBI's taxonomy places the organism in Eukaryota, Apicomplexa, Conoidasida, Eucoccidiorida, Sarcocystidae.
AUGGUUUUGGUUCAACAGACGUGCGUUUCACCUUCACUGCCGCCGACAGGGACAAACCCAAAGUUCGUAGAAAUCACGCAAAUUGAAAUUCCUCCAGGGUGCCCUACACCGCCGCUGACACUCCUUCAGAAUGCCUUUUUUCCCUCCCGACGCGCCGCCUCCUGUGCGAAGGAAGGGGGAGAAAGAGUCGAGAGGGACCAGCACGAAAGCAGAGAAGAACGAAAGGCUUCUGUCCGUGUCGGCGGGGACAGUGGCCCUGAGGGCAUUGCUACGCCCAGUGAAAGACAGCCAACCCUCCCCUGCGAAGGUUCGCGUCAGAAACACAAUUCAUGCCCCGAAACAUCGGACAAAACUCUCCGAACGCAUUCGUGUGCUGCUUCGUCUUUUUCCUUUUCUGCUUCGUCUCGUUGGAGACGAGAGAACCCGAAGUGUUCCUCUUCGCCGCGCUGUAAGAGAGACGCUCGUUCCUCUUUGCCUGCCUCUCGCACAGGGCGAGAAGCUGCGAGGCCUAGACUUCAGGCGAGCGCGAAGAAGACAGAAUCCGGGAGAGUCGGAGACCGACAGGGAAGGGGAUCGUGUGGCUAUGUCGAGGAAAUAAUUGAGAUUUUUUGUGAAGAGGGACCGCGCUGGGGACGGUGUCAAGACCUUCGGCAUGUUCAUGAACCUCCCGAAGCGCAGGGCUUUCCAGUGUCUUGCCAAGCAAUCGAGCAGGAGAACGAAGAAGACGAAAUGAGAGAAAGACAGGCAACCUGCGGUGUGACGCACUCUCCGGGUCUUGCACACCUGACACAAAGCGGUCAAAGACAGUCGGCGCCUAGCCACACGCCCACGCUUCACACAAGCAAUGGAAACGAAGCAUACUUGAGCGUCUCUGCUGGCACCAAUCAUGAGGAGGGAAGGCCUUUUGUAGGAGACACUGGAGAUCCUGCGCCGAGACUGGGGGCGACAGAAUUGCGCUUGCUGCGAAACAGCUGUGAGAUGUCUCGAUCUUCUUCAUUCUCUGCGUUGCCACCGUGCAUUCGUGCACCCCCUUCUUUCGCAGUCAAGCGCGAGAAUUCCUAUCGAGCCUCUCCUCUGCCUCCCAACUGCCGGCCGCCGUCCCUUUCUGCUCCACACGGUCUCGCUGGGUCUUCCUUUCCACCUCAAAACGCUUUCUCGUCUUCCGCGUUCCCUUCCCUUCGCCUCCGUGGCGGUUUGUCUCUGUCUCCUUUCUCUCCUUCUCACGCUACUUCUUCCCCGCCGCGUCCAUCUCGUGGUGUUUGGCUUUCGCGUUGUCCCUCCCAGGAUGUGUUGCUCCCUGGAUCCGAUUCCAGUCGCGAUCCUUCGCUGCCGCCUGGCUCUCCUUCACAGCCUCCGCGGCUACCCACACUCCCUCCUUCCGAGAACCUGCCGUCUUCGGCAGAUCGUCCACCCGCAAACUCUUCCGCGUCGUGUCAUUUUAAACCGUAUCAAAUGCCUUCUCCUCCUCGUCAAAAACCUCAUGCCUCUUUUCCGUCUCCACCUCGUGACUCUCCGUCUUUUUCUUCCUCGCCUUCGUUUCCCGCCCGGACCUCUUCGUCUUCGUGCCAAAGGUCGAACUGCGGUUCAAGCGAGUUCUCUUCCCUCCCAUACCGCGGCCGUCUCUCUCCGUCUCUUCUUUCGUCCACGCUUUUUUCGAAUGGCUCUCUUGCGCCACACAUCCCAGCACGUUUUGAAAGCAGUUCGCUGCCGUCAGACACCCCUGGCCCUCGCCUGAACAAACCUUCCAGGGAAAGAGGCCUACUCUCUUUUCCGCAAUCCUCGUCUUCCCUCCCCACUUCAGCCGCCUCCACUGCCGCUUCGUUGUCUCUUCCUUUUGCUGCCUCUUCUUCUUGUGUCUCUUCUUCGAUCCUUCGUCUGGGCAGUCGCGCCCGGAGCCAGCUUGCGACUUUCUGCUUGUCGCCGACGCCUAGCCAGUCCGCAGUGAGAAGCGAAACCGAGAGGGACGGAUCACACGCAAACGCGGGCGCACCAAGAACGUCACAGAGGGCGGCGGAGACGGAGAGUGAGAGGAAAAACCACAAGGCAGAAGCAGGAAGUGAAACGUUGGGCAGAGAGAGAGAGACAGGCGCACGGGUGCCCCACCGAAAAGACGCAACCAGCUACGAAGCUUCAACAUCUUCUCUCCCCUCCAUUCCAGAUGAACGAGCAGCUGACAGCAAGGACGCCAUCCAAAAAAGCGACAUCCGCGUCGAUCCAAACGCGGAAACAGUUCCUGCGCGUCCUUUUUCGCACUGUAGACGCAUGUGGCCUUUCCGUCAACCUCAGUCCUUUUCUACCUCUCCUGAGUCCUCUUAUUCUUCUGUUUCGCCUUCUUUUUCUUCUUCUUCUCCUCUUUCGCCUUCUGUUUUGUCUUCUGCGUCGGCUUCCAUUUCGUCUUGUCUUCCUGACUCGUCUCCAACCAGUCUGCCGCCCGUCCUUGCAGCACUGCCGUGCAUGCUACGGGAGGCGGCGAGGACGCUGGCGUCCCCAGCGAAACGUUUCGCAGCCUCUGAACACGGACCCAAAGGCGUCUCGCCUUCGCGGAGGCUUUCGCUUCCAAAGGCCCGCGAAACAGCGACACACACAGAAAGGGGAACUCAGGACGGACACGCAACCAAAGCGAAGGACUGCGGGGAGACUCGGACGAAGCCACGUGGUGCUUUCGCACCUCGCCGAGCGGGAAGAGAGCAACUCGACCUUUCGCCCUGCUCCCGUUUCUUCCUACGAACCAGGGAAAGAGAGAGACAGCAGAGAAGCCAAACGGCAGCGAACGGCAAAGGAGAGAACGAGGACGCCAGCGCGACAAGAGACGACGCCCAGGGAACACAGGAUGCCGCCGGCCCAAGAGAAGGGAAGAACAAGGCGAGGCCAGAGAGCGAGGCUACAAGUGAACGGGAAGACAAACGGGAAGCGGCGCUGUCGCCGUGCUCUCUGCUAUUUAUGCGCACCAGAAAAAGGCUCGCGACACAACGAGACGCACAGCCAACGUCUGGGAGAGAAGGCACAGAACUCGCCACAGAGGCGAGAAAAACAGAAACUGUGGAACGGACAUUCAAGCGAACGGCAACCACGUGCAACGCCCCUCAGUCCCCCAUAACCGGAAAGGGCUCUUCUUGGUUGGCCGUCCAACAGCCCAUGUCUUGUCCCUCGUCCUUUGCGGCAUCCUCUUUCUCGGCAUCCUCUGCCUCUUUCUCUUCUGUCUCUUCAUCUUUCUCUUCUGUCUCGUCAUCUUUCUCUUCUGUCUCGUCAUCUUUCUCUUCUGGCCGUUCUUCGUCGUCUUUCUCUUCUUCUGCAUCUUUUUCUUCGCGUUCACUCCCCUCUCGCGUCUUGACGGACCGCUUCUCACCAGGACCAUCCGUUAAAAGAGACUCUGCGGCACCUGCGGCGCAUGCGCAGCCGACACGAGGGAAGUCUAACUCACGUCUUUCUUCUCCCGGUGUUGCAGCGACGUCUUCGUUGUCGUUUCCUCUUCGCACUUCUUCUCCCGCACCUUCUUCUCUGUCUUUGCGCCUGCCGCGUCCCGUGCCUGCUUCGCCAGCUUCUCCGCAUUCUGACCCCCUCGCUCGCACCCAUGUCCGUUUGGCAAAUUUGGUGUCUCAAUUGGAGCAACCUGCGUGCUGUCCUUCGCCAUUGUCCUCGCCCUCCCCGCUCUCGUUUUCGUCUUCCCCGGCGUUUUCUCCCGUCGUUCGAUCCGCCGACGCCAAGAAGGAAAAAGAGCAUCUUCCGAUGUGUCCCCGGCAGACGGCGGAGGCGACUGGCCUACGGACGUCUCCGGGUGGAAGGAAGGAAGAGAGGGACGGGACCGAAGGAAGGACAGCUAGAGAAGAGGAACAAACGAACAGAAGGCUCGAACGCGCCUCUGUGGGGAAGGUCGCGACCGCAGCGGGCGAGGCGAGAGAGAGCAGCCACGAAGACGACUGGGCCAUGGCACAAAGAGAAGUAUCUGGAGAAUCACGUGAGGAACGGAGGAACGAACAAGAGAAAGAAACCUGCCAGGGAGGGUACCGGCGAGGACACGGCCCUGAAGAGGAGAAAGAAGACAGAGAGGAAGAGGGAACCGGGGGAGACCCUCGAGAGAGCGGAGGAGGAGAGGCCAGAGAAGCCAGGAGAGAAAGGGCGGUUCAAAUGGAGACGAGCGAGGAAGGCAGGGAACCGGCGGAAGGCGGAGCCGACGUCGAGGACAAAAAGGCUGGAGGAAUAAAAGGAAGAAGCACAAAAGACGAAAGGGGCGACAAAGAAGGAAGCGGUGCCGUGGCGAGCAAAGAGGAAGGCGACAAAGGGGAAAAGGGAACGGACACCUGUCAAGAACUCUGUGAAGCUUCGGUUGCGUGCAGGGCGGAUGAGGAAGGAGAAAAAAGACCAGCAGCUGGUAAAAUCCGUUUUCGAGAGAGAGGAGAAAGACAAGAGGUGACGACCGUUUUUGGUUCCCAACUGGAGGGGAGGACGCCACUUGGAGUCGGAGCAGCACAACAAGACGCUGGAGGAGAAAGAAAAGAAAAGGACGUGACAAACAAAGGGACGAUGACACUACGAGGCGCAGCAGACGGACAACAGGGGGGAGGAGAAGCGGAAGAACCAGGGAAAGGUCGAGUCGAAUACUUCUGCGUAGAAGAAGCUGAAACUCUGAGAUGUGGGAUUGGUCAAGUUGAGAAGUCUUGGAGACAAAGAGACACCGAACACCUGAAGACUGGAGAAGAUGGCGAAAAGGAAAGAGAGAAAGGGCUUUCCACGGCCGGAUUUAGCGACGACAGAGCCGAGCCGGUGCCUGCCGGGAGCCUGUGCUCGCAGUCGGCGGAAAUGAAGGAAGCUGGUGGUGCGCGAGAAGAGGAAAAGGAGGAACAUCCGCAUGGACCCGGUGCGAGAGACGCAAGCGACACCAGGCAGACACGGGAGAAGGUCACAUUGAACCGAGAAGAAAGAGAUGACGCGAUUCAAAGAGCCUGGCUUGGCCGAGGCUCAAAGGGAGGAGUUCCUCUGCAGGCACUGAGAAGACGAGAAGGAAACCGACAGCACGUGCACAGCGGCAAGACACAGGAAGAAGAGAAAGCAGCGGCAAUGUCACGAGAGCGCAGACUCGGAGAAGCAAAACUUGGAGAAGAAAGAGAAGAACUUCCACAGUCCGACGCAACUCCAGACAAAAGGGCUGCAGCCCGUAGCGACAAAGGCAGCGGAAAUCGAGGAUGGUCAGAACACGAGAGAGAUGCCGCGAGGGGUAGUGUUUCUGCGCCACUUUCGUUCGGAACUCAAACUGAGCCUAAAGAAGACUGGAAAGAGACGUUGGAGGAACUUGAAGCGUAUUUCCUCUCUCUCGGUGACCCUGUCUCUCCUUCCCAUCUUGAAGCCUCUUCACCUGCUUGGAGUCAUUUCCCCCGGUCUCUUUCGUGUGCGCCUCCGACCCACCCUGCGAAUGGAGCCUCUCAGAGACCAGCAUGCAGAAAGGAACACAAAGGAGAACGCAGCCAGAAGAUCGCCCGUCCGGACCAAACCGAGGCUUCACAAACAGAGGCGAAACAGGGCGAAAACUGCGUUCAUGACAGAACAGUUCCUGGGUUGUCAGCAUGUCCCCCGUCGUCUCCUCUACCUUGUGCGACGCUGCUGCACAGCCGUGAAAGCCCGAAGAAGUCGAACUCACGACAUAGUCCCUGCACUGCUUUGCUUCGAGAAGGCGUAGAGCCUUCUUCCACUCCCGUGGGAUCUCCUUCCUCGAGUUCCUCUUCUCGCUCCUGUGCGUUCUCGUCGUUUUCCUCUGGCACCCCUGUCUCUACCUCGUCUCCUGCCUCCUCUGGUUCCUCCUCUGGUUCCCCGGCCUUCUGCUCUCCCUCGGAGCCUCCCGUGGCUUCUCAGCGUAACCGCAAGCGCGGCCUGCCGCCGGUUCCCCCCCGCUCGAGCGAUGGGACGUCGAAGCCGUUCAAGUCCUCACAUGCGUCUCGUCUCCCUCCGCGUUCACUUGAUUCCUUUCACUCUGUUGAGCCUCGCAGACCGUCUUGCCCUUCAGCCCCGUCUUCCCUUUUCUCCGUCUUGUCUUCUUGUUCCUAUCCUCCCUUUCCAGGCUCGUGCUCCUCGUCCUCUUCCUCGCCCUCAGCGGCUGGUCGUCUGCCGCUGGUUCCCCAUCACGUCACCACUCGACGCUGCGUCCAGUCUUCCACCUUUUGCAUCUCUUCUGUCCACCGACGCUCGUCUCCGUCCCCCUCAACAGAACCCCCUCGGCCGAAGACCUGUCCCGUGCCCCAUGGUUCUUUCUUUCCGUCUCCUUGCACGUCCUCAUCUCCUGGGUCCACGCGGCAGGCAUCUUCUCCUUUCUCAAGUGCCGCGUCUCUCUGCCUUCCCCCGCAAGGACCAAGCUCCUCCCACGCCAGUAUCUUGCCCCCUGCUUCUUUCCCUCCUCUUUCCUCGUACCCGCCUCGUUCCAAGCAUACUUCGCACACAAUGGCUUCAACUCCAACUCCUCUGUCCCAGCGCCGUUCCUCGUCCAGAGAUCAGAAUAGAUGUUCAACACCUACGCCUCGUCUACCUCCUGACGCUCUUCUCUCUCCUUCCUCAAUUCGUUCCUCACCUUCCUCCUCGUGUUACGCAUCUUCUUCGAGCUCUUGUUCAUCUGCUUGCUCGGCCUCACCCUCCUCCGCUUCCGUCCCUUUGCUUGCUUCUCACCUUGAGUUUCGAUCUGAUGCUGGGCACUGCAUGCCCACCAGUUGUGAAGUCGCGUCAUCAGGUGUUCCUCAUCCGGCUUUAGAGUCUCCCUCUCCCAUUUCCAGUGACUCUUCUCGUCAUCCUCCGUCUUCUCCCCCUCUUGCAUCUGCUGACUCCGCUUCCUCGUGUUCCUCCCCUGAUUCCUCCUAUUCCUCCUCGUCCCUUGCAUUCUGCUCUAAUUCCUCUUCCUCCUCUUCCGCUUCCUCCUCGUCUCCUGCAAUCUACCCUACUUCCUCUUCCUCGUCUUCCUCUUCCUCGUCUUCCUCUUCCUCGUCUUCCUCUUCCUCCUCUUCCUCCUCGUCUCUUGCAUUCUGCCCUACUUCCGCUUCCUCCUCUUUCUCCUCGUCUCUUGCAAUCUACCCUACUUCCUCUUCCUCCUCUUCCUCCUCGUCUCCUGCAUUCUGCCCUACUUCCGCUUCCUCCUCUUCCUCCUCGUCUCUUGCAUUCUGCCCUACUUCCGCUUCCUCCUCUUUCUCCUCGUCUCUUGCAUUCUGCCCUACUUCCGCUUCCUCCUCUUCCUCCUCGUCUCUUGCAAUCUACCCUACUUCCUCUUCCUCCUCUUCCUCCUCGUCUCCUGCAUUCUGCCCUACUUCCGCUUCCUCCUCUUCCUCCUCGUCUCUUGCAUUCUGCCCUACUUCCGCUUCCUCCUCUUUCUCCUCGUCUCUUGCAAUCUGCCCUACUUCCUCUUCCUCCUCUUCCUCCUCGUCUCCUGCAAUCUGCCCUACUUCCGCUUCCUCCUCUUCCUCCUCGUCUCCUGCAUUCUGCCCUACUUCCGCUUCCUCCUCUUCCUCCUCGUCUCCUGCAUUCUGCCCUACUUCCGCUUCCUCCUCUUUCUCCUCGUCUCUUGCAUUCUGCCCUACUUCCGCUUCCUCCUCUUUCUCCUCGUCUCUUGCAAUCUACCCUACUUCCUCUUCCUCCUCUUCCUCCUCGUCUCCUGCAUUCUGCCCUACUUCCGCUUCCUCCUCUUCCUCCUCGUCUCUUGCAUUCUGCCCUACUUCCGCUUCCUCCUCUUUCUCCUCGUCUCUUGCAAUCUGCCCUACUUCCUCUUCCUCCUCUUCCUCCUCGUCUCCUGCAAUCUGCCCUACUUCCGCUUCCUCCUCUUUCUCCUCGUCUCUUGCAAUCUGCCCUACUUCCGCUUCCUCCUCUUCCUCCUCUUCCUCCUCGUCUCUUGCAAUCUGCCCUACUUCCGCUUCCUCCUCUUCCUCCUCGUCUCUUGCAAUCUGCCCUGCUUCCUCUUCCUCGUCUUCCUCUUCCUCGUCUUCCUCUUCCUCGUCUUCCUCUUCCUCGUCUUCCUCUUCCUCCUUUUCCUCCUCGUCUCCUGCAAUCUGCCCUCCUUCCGCUUCCUCCUCUUCCUCCUCGUCUCUUGCAAUCUGCUCUAAUUCCUCUUCCUCCUCUUCCUCCUCUUCCUCCUCGUCUCUUGCAAUCUGCCCUACUUCCGCUUCCUCCUCUUCCUCCUCGUCUCUUGCAAUCUGCCCUGCUUCCUCUUCCUCGUCUUCCUCUUCCUCGUCUUCCUCUUCCUCCUCUUCCUACUCGUCUCUUGCAAUCUGCUCUAAUUCCUCUUCCUCCUUUUCCUCCUCUUCCUACUCGUCCCUUGCAUUCUGCUCUAAUUCCUCUUCCUCCUCUUCCUCCUCUUCCUCCUCUUCCUCCUCGUCCCUUGCAUUCUGCUCUAAUUCCGCUUCCUCCUCUUUUUCCUCUUCCGUGGCCUCUUGUUCUUCUCUUGCAGUUUCAGCUUUCAUCCUUUCUGCGCCAGGGGUGUCUGGCGAUGCGUCGCCGUCUGUGCAUUCUUGCCCGUCAGGUGCACGUCCCUCUUCUUCUUCUCUGCCUUUCUGUCCUCGACAUCUCCCUUCUUUGCUGCUCGUAGACGCACGGCCUCUCUGCUUCCCCCAGUUCCUCGCUUCAUCUGAGCGGGGACUCUUCCCUUUUCCUCGAUGCUCCAAGUCUCCGCCUUCACCAUACUGCUGUCCCUUUUCCGCUAUAUCUCCUCACCCACAUUCCCUUCUCUCCCCUCAAGUCUCUGCCUCUCCCCAGAGCCAUCGUGCUUGUCAGGGACGCUUGGCCUCUCCCUCUUCUUCUUCCACUCAGGCUGUUCACACGUGCCCUUCUUGUGGUCCUCUUUCUUGUGCUCUUCCUCCGUGUGCGUGUUUUCCCCCUGUCUCCUACUGGUCUUCUUCUACUCAUUGUCGUCCGCGUUCUCCUCUCUGUGCAGGGGCUUCCCCGUGUCUUAGCGGCAACUCUUCUUCUUCCCCCCUCUCGCCCCCUGUUUCGCGUCCUGGAACGAGGCCGCCGGUCUCACCUUCCCUCCCUAACUCUGCUCCUGCCUCGGCUUCUGUCUCACCUGUUACUUCUUCCCUCCCUUCUGGUGCUCACGAGUGCUGUGCAGCUACCCUUUCGCGCCAAUCUUCGUCUUCCUCUCCGUGUUCGUGCUCCCCUCCUCGGUGUCCUCCUUCGGAGCCAUGUUCUCUUUCAUCCCCGUCGCUGCGUUCUCCCAUUCUCUCUUCUUCUCCUUCCCUUUCUCCUCCUUCUUCUCCUCCUCUUUCUCCUCCCUCUUCUUCUCGUCCUUCUUCUCCUUCCCUUUCUCCUCCUUCUUCUCCUCCUCUUUCUCCUCCUUCUCCUUCUCCUCCUUCUUCUAGCUCGCCUUCAUCCUCCCCUCCCCGACAUCCCCCGAGCUUCCCCUCUCUGUCUUGUCGAGCAUCUCCGGUCUCCUCCCCCGCUUCAUCGUACUCGCCACCGCACUGCCCUCAUUCUCCCUCUCCACCCUCUCCCGCAUCUGAUCUCCUCUUUUCGUCUAGUCGUUCUCCCUCGUCUUCCUUUCGCUUGUCUCCUCCCCAGUGUCCGCCUUCGACUUCCGGCGGCUCUUCUCCGUCGGCAGCGCUUUCGGCUUUUCUUUCUUCGUCUCAUCUUCCUCGCAUGCUCUCUGCUCCUGCUGUCUCUCGCUCCGCUCCCUCCUCGUCCCCCACCCCGGCGUGUCCCUGUCCUAUUUCUUCUGCUCCGCACUGCCCUCCUUCUCCACAGGUUGCGGAUUCCCCUCCUUUGUCUCCCCCUUCUCUCGGAUCUUCUUGUUCUCCUCCUUUCUGCCCGGAGGCUUCUGCUUCGGUGUCGCUUCUCUCCUGUCCUCCGCUUCUCUCGCCCGACCCUUCUUCCUCUUUGUCUUCUCCUCCGCAUUGCCCGCCGUCUUCUAGUCGGGACUUUCCCUCCUCUCAAGGGUCCCCCGUCGCUCUUGUUUCUCCGUCUCCACCGCCUUUUCCACAUCCGAUUUUUCCUUCUUCCCGACCGCUGUUCCCCUAUUCUUCUCCGCCUUCUCUGCCGAAGCCACCCAUUCCCUGUCCGCGUCCUUCUCCUCCAUCUCCUCCAUCUUCUUUUCCUCCUUCCUCACUGCUCCACGCUUUCUCUCAAAAGUCGUGUUGUCCUCCGCGCUCGUCGUCUGCUUCUUGCUACUGUCCCCCGCACCUUCCACCUUCUACAGACUCCCCCUUCUCUCUCACUCCUUUCCCUGGAUGUGCGCCUUCGUUUUCUCCUUUCUCCUCUCCGGCCACUUCGUCUUCUCUUCUCGCUGGUCACCCCAGAAGUUCUUGUCUUCCUUCUCCCGUUCCGGCGCCGCGCCCUUCCUCGCUUCUCCCGCACGUUGCAUCUCUGCUGCUCCCUCCGCCGGCGCCUCCUUUGUCCUCGGCAGAGAUGGACGACACGGAACACCCUGUCUCUUGUGUCUCUCCGUCCUGUUUGGUAUCCUGUGGGGCUUCUCGUCCUGCUCGCACGCCUCGGUCUUCUUCCUUGCAAACGUUUCCGCCUCCGCGAUCAGAAAGAUCACAACACGAAGCACACUUAUCUGUUCCGUCCUUGCAUUGCACCCAGCCACGUUCUUCGUCUCCUUGCUCCUGGUCGUUUUCGUCAGCUCCGCUCAUGGGAACUGAAACGUCCAAGAAAGGAUCAGCGAAAGACAGCACAGCGAAGUGGGCUGUCUCGCGACUGAACCUGGCUGAGUCGAGGCCGACGACGCCCCUGUAUGCUGGAAAAGUGUCUCCCCCGGCUAGCGAAGACAGUCAGAGACUACGCGACCUGACAGGACAUGGCGAAGACGCGAAGCGAACAGAAAAGGGAGAAGAGAAAGAAGAGGGAAGCAACGGAAGAGGAAGAGAGGAAGGAGAGAGCGGAGAGGCACACACGGGAAGAGCAAGGGAAGAUGACAGAGGGAAGGGACAGGAAGGCAAAGAACGGCCACCAGGGUUCGAGUCAGGGGGCGAACGAAACGAGGACGACGAAGGAGGCUCCGAGCAACGGAAAAGCCACAAAGAAACGGGAAAGGAACCAGAUAGAAGCGAAGGGCGCAGGAGGCUGGUCCCCGCGACAGCACACGAAGGAGGUCACCUACGCUCUCUCAAGGCAACCGUGGAGAGCUCUCGCGAGGCGUCACCGCCCCCACUUUCGCCUUGCCGUUUCCGGUCUCUCGACCGUGUCUCUUUGGGCUCGACUCUGGAGGCGGCAGUCCUGCAGCAGCUGUGGGAGGAUACCGAAUGGGACUCAACUCCUGUGCACCUGUCUCUUUCUGCUCGUCGACCCGCGCCGGUCGCCGAGCCUUUUCUCUCCAGACGAGCGGAGACAGCCCGCUGUUCAGGCUGCUGUCGUCACAGGUCUCCUGCCCCUCAAGAUGCAGAAGCGACGGCUGCAGAGGAAGGAGAGACGGAGAACGGGAAAUGGCCGGAAGCGCAGGAAAAAGGGCGACCGAAAGAAGCAAGGAAAAGAGACGGAAGCGAAACAGUUACUGGCCUUGGCCGGCGCGGCCUCGUUCCAGAAGAACCGGCGAAGGAACCGGCGAGACGGGGAGGGAGAACAGGGAAAGCGCGUUCGGCCAAGUCGGAGGAAAGGGACGGAAAGAGCACGGUGGGAGAAAUAGAAGAACGACAGGAGCGCUUUCUCUCCGCUUUGCUGGCUUAUCUUCAUUCCUGUUUCUUCUCGGGAAACCAGGACUGUCCCGACGAAGAGACAGUCCAGAGGGUUACUGACUUCGUCCGGCGCGUUCUCCUGGGAAAAAAAAAGAGUGAAAAACCGGCGGAGUCCGUUGGGCUGACCGCGCCGCCCUCUACUCCCUCUGCGGCUUCCCUUGGCAGCCGAGGUCGUGCGCGGGGCGAGCAGGCUGCGUGUCCGCACAAGGAGGGACAGAGCGAGAGAAGGGAGACUCCUGCGGGAAAGAACGAGGCAAAAGACAAAGAGGAAGACCGAUGCAGAGAAAGAGGCCCCGGGGAUCGGCAGGAUGAAAACACGGAGACGUCCGACAGACGGAGAGAGCAGAGAACAGAGAAGCGAAAAGAGAGUAGGGCUCAGAGAAACGCAUUGGAAAACAUAAAGAAAACGGGGUGUCCGGAAGCGAGACAAAACGCAGCGGGAGUAGUCGCUUUGAGCCGCAGCUCCUCGGAAUCUUCUCUUCGGUCUUUAGCACUCGUUGUCUUCCGGGACAACUCCUCGAAAGCCACUCUUGCGCCGCCAUCUUUAUCUCCUUUUAGCCAGACGUCUGUGCAUUCUCCGCUGCUCCCGAGUUCCUCUCCGUCGUCGCCGUGCUCGUUCCUUCCCCUUGCUUCUUGUUCGUCGUCGUUGCCGCAGUCGAGAGCCCUCGAACGGAGGGAACAUCAAAAAGCCCCAGCAAAGCGUUCUUCCCCAGACUCGCACUUUCCUCAGAGACUCGAGCGCCCGCUCCCGCCUGCUGAGGGCUCGUCCUCGAGGAGGGGAUGUGGAGGCACUCGGCCUCGUCAGUCUGGGGCAGCGCUGCAGCGUGGAGGCGACAAGCAGAAAAGCUGCUUUUUUCCUGCGCAUUCGCCCUCAACGCUCUGGUCGCCAGGCGAGGCGCUUCUCGCGCGCUUCUUUUCUUCUCCCCCUGUUGCUUGUGUCUCUGUGGACCGUGAGAAGAAGGCGACGGCUGGCAAGGCGCGGUCAGAGAAGACAGUGCGUUCGCACCCAAAGAGGCUGUCGAGUCCCCGCCUAGGCCAGAAGACAGAGAGGCUGCCGAAGUGCGAGUGGAAGUCAAAGAAAGCGGCGGGUCAAGAAGCAUCCGAGCAGGAGAGAAGACGAAGCCUGGACGAGGAAGAUGAGAGAAUCAGGGAAAGAAAGGGACAGGGGGAGAAGCCGGUGGCAGAGGAGAAACGGCGCUGGGUCACGCGAAACGAGAAACGCGAGGAGGGAACAGUUUUCGAGAGACUGUUCAACGCUCACAGGUUUCCCUUCGUUCGCGCCUCCUCGUUCCGAGAAAAAAGGAGACAGGAGAGGAGAGAAGAAGAAAGAAACCGGCGUCUGAAAGAGGCGGCGGAAUGCACGUUUCGCCCCAAUAUUACCCGAUCCCAGCGCACGGUCUCGGGUUUACGUCUGCGACUCUCGGAAGAGGCACCAACUCGUUUCUGUGAAGCGUCGGGGGAGGCGAGGACGAGAGAAGAGAAAGGAGAGCGAGGCGGUACGCGCCGGGAAGAAAGGGACAGCGCCACGGAGUUGGAGGAGUCAGACAGGAGAGAGUGGAGAGAUCUAGGAAGAAGGAGGGGAGAGCAGGAGGGGGGGACGAGACGAAGACCGACCGAAGAGGCCGAGGCCGGCGCGGGAGGCAGAGAGGCUUCCAGCAGCCGUCGUGAGGCGAGAAGAAGAGCCGAGCGCCAGACAGAAGAAAUACAGCCAGCAGGCAGACGAGGCAAACAACACUGGCAACAGAAAGAACCAGAACGGAGAGACGACUGUCCAGGAGAGAGAAGGAAACGAGGACAGGACCGAGAGGAGGAGGAGGAAAGAAAGGAAAGAGCAGAACAGUUCGUGGACACAGAAAGUUUGCGUUGCAUGCACGUUUUUAAAGGCAAGGCAAGACACGGACAGCAGACUGAAGAGGAAGCAGACGAGAGAGGAGCAGGAAGAAGAGGAAGAGAACGGGAGUUCGAGGAAACAUCCUGGCAGUGGUUCCAGGUCAAGGACGAUCGACGAGAUAACGCCGAGAAGAAAAAGCAGGGACGGAAAGAAGAAGAGAAGGUACAGAGUGUCGGAGGAUCAAUGAAGAUGCAGGCGACAGGGAAAAACGAGAGGCAAAGCAAAGGGUUCGACAGCGAGGGGAAAGCCUCCGACACAGCCAGAACCGCGGAAGAGAGGAAGACAACGAGAAAGAGCAAAACACCAGAGUGUGAGGAAGAAGAAAAACAAGUGAGGGAGCGACAGAGAGAAGAAGGUGGAAGGACUGAGGGAAACAGGAGGGGACAGGAAUUCGACGGAUUCCGUCGAUCCUGUGGAGAAGAGGAAAAAGGAGAUCGGGAUGACAAAACGAUAACGAAGCAGACGGCAACAGAGAAAGCAGCGGAGCAAGAGCAGGGGCAACUGGGGGCGGAAGAAACGAACGUGCGAGGAAAGGAGGGCCUCCGUAAGAGACAGGCUGCAGCCGUCCGGAAAAACAAGGAGCGAGAGACAGAUCUUGUUCACCCUCGUUGUCCCUUGUCUCCUCGAGCUUCCUUUUCUCCAGUGUCGCCUUUUUAUCUCUCUGCUCCGGCGCCGUCUGCAGAGGUGGAGGCAUGUGCCCAGGGCGGAGGACAGAAGACGGAGGGCGGUUACUCAAGCAGGGAAGAGAUGCAGAAUCGUUUUUGGGAGCGUAAACGCGGGCGAACCAGCCGACAAGGAAAACCUGCACAGCAGGAGGAAAAUUGGACCCUGGGCAGCCGAAAAAGCUCGGCCGCGCCGCGAAGAGAGAACGGCCACCGGAGAGGAACAAGAGACAGAGGAAAUUCCGACACAUCCCUUUCAGCCCUACAGCGUCGGAAGGAUUCAUCACUCUUCUCUUUGGCCUGCCACAGAGGCGCACGAACAGAUGUUUCUUCUCUUUCUUGCUCUCUGUCUCCGCGCUCCCCGUGGUCUGCUCGUUCGGGCUCUCUUGGCUCGGUAUCUGCCCACCCCUCCGCGCGUUCGUCACGUCUCGCGCCUCGUUCUUCUUCCUCCUGUUCCUCCGGUUUCUGCGACUCAGAUGCUGGCUCUUCUCUCCAUUCUUCUGUCGACAGCCGCGCCUCCUGUCUUCUUGCGCCAAGAGUCCCCUCAGCGAAAGGUUUUUCUGCCCCGCCGCCUCGCUCGCCCUCUUCUUGGGCAACUCGCCGCGGAGACGCUGGCUCUCCUAAAGGCGUUUCGAAGGCCACGGUAAAGCGACGAGAAGAAAGGCGAAAUCCGAGAAGAGUGGAGCGUCUCGUGAAGCCUUCACCAGACAGCUGCGGUGCUGGGUCGUGCGCCCACGUUCCUUCUCACAGGACGAAAGCACACACGCCACAAAGAAUCAGACGAGGGAAGGAAGCAGACGAAGAAGGUCGAAGCAGAGAGUUGCCGCACGCGUCCGUGAAAAGCCGUGUCGGCUGCGGGGCCGUUCCCUCUUUGACUCUUCGAGAAAAAGGAGUGCCAAGAAGCGAAGUGCUGGUGGGACGGAAGACAGAAAGCACAGACAAGGAACAGAGGAAGAAGAGGCUGAACAGUCGAGGAGCGCAGGAUCCGAGCUCCACCAACAGGCGUGUCUCUUCACUCUGUUCUUUUCGCCCUGUGCGAGACGCCACAAACGCCCGUUCACGCGCCUUGAAGAGAGGAGACAAAGAGCAAGAGAGGCGAAGAAUGAGCGACCAGGAACAAGGCAGAAUGUCUGUGCUGCAAAUGAGAGCCACGAGCUGCGACAGUCUCCUCUUUCCGUCCCGCCCGGUUCUAACGAGUGGCUCGGUGGUGAAAACGGCUAGAGAAGCGCACACAGCACAGGCAGACGGUGAUCCGGAACCAGACGGAAGAGGAAGCCCCCGGCAAAGACGGAGAGCGAAGAGUUGCGUCUGGCGACUUUGUGUCUUCCCGCGUUCCGCUGCCUUCCACAAGGAAAGAGAUAGCGGAUCAACUUCGAAGAGGACCAAGAAACAGGAAGGACACCACACAGACGCGAGGGAACCAAUUUCGGGAAGACUGCUCCCACCGGUGGUGCCUGCAAGGAAAACCUGUCUUGGUUUUCCAGGACAACGGGGAACAGACCCAGAAAGAAGAGACUCAGACAGGAUCGAAUCCCGAUAUCUCCCGUCCACACACAGCUACUGUAAAAGGAGCGCAGCCUUUCCCUUCAAGGUGGGCCGUAGUGCCAGGAAUGAUACGGCUCCUUAUGAGCUGCAGCGCACAAGUCCUGUGAUUUCAAUUCCAGUGGGGGGCUGGGUGAAGAAUAAAAAAAGCGGGUGGUCUUUCUUCGGGAACAGUUGUGCCUCUUGUUUCAAGCGGGGAGGGACGAAGCGACAGCCAGCGAUGCAAGAACAGAUUCGCUUUACUUGGUGA